AUGUGGAAGAAGCUUCUAAAGCUAAGACCCUUGACGAGGGAGCUGACCAAAAUGGAAGUAAACAAUGGUUCGAUGUCGUCCUUCUGGUUUGACAGGUGGUCUCAGUUGGGAGUCUUGAUUGACCUAACGGGGGAAAGAGGCUAUCUGCCUCUCGGUAUCUCGAUAGAUUCAACAGUUGAGAACGCUGUAAACACUUACCGAAGGCGUCGACACAGAAACCCUGUUUUGAUGCAAAUUGAGAGUGAGAUUCUGCAUCUUCAAGAGCAAGGUCUUCCCCAAUGUGAGGAUGUUUGUCUAUGGAUGCACGAAAAUGGUGAGUUUAGACCAGGGUUUGUGACUUCUCAAACUUGGAACCUUACCAGACUGCAUGCUCCUCGUGUUCCUUGGUUCAAAGGGAUUUGGUUUAAAGAGGCCACUCCUAAGUACUCCUUCCUCAGUUGGAUUGCAGUCCAUAACAGGUUAUCGACUGGGGAUAGGUUGCUCAGGUGGAAUCCUCAAGCAAUUUCUACUUGUUGGCUGUGUAGUGCUGGCCUAGAAACUCGAGAUCAUUUAUUUUUUGAGUGCUCCUUCUCGGCGGAGGUUUGGAGAGGUACGAUAAGGGGUUUGGAUGGUGGGGGCUGCUCUGUUCACUGGCCUACUGUGAUACAAAGACUGGUGGUAGGAUCGCAAGACUAUCUAGCUACCUUUCUCUUGCGCUAUUGCUUCCAAGCAACAGUAUAUGCAAUAUGGUUUGAUAGGAACAAGCGCAGAGUUGGAGAGACUCCACAACCUGUCGCUCGACUUCUCAUCUUUUUGUACAAGUUGAUUCGCAAUAGAAUCUCUUCGCUGAGGAAGAAAGCAGGAAACAAGUAUGAGAAGGCCAUGGAGUUAUGGUUUGGGAGUAGAUAA
Brassica oleracea var. oleracea is the source of this 888-nucleotide messenger RNA. RefSeq lists its product as uncharacterized. The transcript has a single exon. NCBI's taxonomy places the organism in Eukaryota, Viridiplantae, Streptophyta, Magnoliopsida, Brassicales, Brassicaceae. The record is from RefSeq and is a predicted model, not a curated record. The coding region runs from base 1 to 888 and encodes 295 amino acids.